GAGAAAUUGAAAUCAAUGGCUGCCUAAUCUCUGUUGAUUCUUAAUCCUCCAUUUACCCAUUUCAUCUCCCUCUCUCUCUCUCUGGUUCCUUGUUAUUAAAGCAAUCGAUAUUUCAAUCCUUCAAUUUAACUCCGGAGGCCGAUCUUAGUAACACAGCCUCCGCUCAAGGGUUCGCCGGAAAAUAUAAAUCUCAGCGGUUUUAAUCGCCGCAUUUGCAAAUGGCAGUAGCGUUUUUGAAUAUUGGCGGCAACGUUUUCGUCUUCUUCUUGUCGUUAUUAGCCACAUUGGCUCCACAGGUUCGAGCCAAUGUUGCUGUCUUCGACAACUACUGGACGCAGCGUCAAAGCGAUGCUUUAAAACAAACCAUAAACUCUUACGAUCCUAACCCGCUAAACGUCACCAACCACUUGAAUUACCACGUCAAUUUGGCAGUGGACGCUGCGGAAUCAAUGAACAGCCCGAGGAGAGAGCUUUCACAGGUGAAAAGUGGUAGGAAAACGCAAAAAAGCAACGGAAAAUGCUUAGCUUAUAACCCCAUAGACAAAUGCUGGCGAUGCGACCGUAAUUGGGAGAAAAACCGGAAGAAACUAGCGGAUUGUGUGCUCGGAUUCGGCCGGAAAACCACCGGAGGAAAAAAUGGACCGUUCUACGUAGUCAACGAUGCGUCCGACAACGAUCUUGUCAACCCGAAGCCAGGAACGUUAAGGCACGCGGUGACCCGAGAUGGACCGCUUUGGAUCAUAUUCGCAAGAGACAUGCUCAUAAAACUGCAACAAGAACUGAUGGUAACGAGCGAUAAAACGAUCGAUGGAAGAGGAGCCAAGGUUUACAUCAUGGAAGGUGCUGGAAUAACGCUGCAGUUUGUGAACAAUGUGAUCAUACACAAUAUUUAUAUCAAGCACAUUGUUCCUGGGAACGGUGGGUUGAUCAGAGACUCUGAGCAGCACAUAGGGCUCAGGACGAAAAGCGAUGGUGAUGGAAUCAGUUUGUUCGGAGCAACCAAUGUUUGGAUCGAUCAUGUCUCGAUGACCAGAUGUGCAGAUGGUAUGAUCGAUGCGAUUGACGGCUCGACUGCAGUAACUAUUUCCAACAGCCAUUUCACCGACCACCUAGAGGUGAUGUUGUUUGGGGCGAAUGACAAACACGUGAUAGACAAGAACAUGCAGAUAACGGUUGCGUUUAACCACUUUGGUAAGAGACUGGAACAGAGAAUGCCUCGAUGCAGAUUCGGGACGAUCCAUGUCGUAAACAAUGACUACACACAUUGGGAAAUGUACGCAAUCGGUGGAAACAUGAACCCUACAAUCAUAAGUCAAGGCAACCGUUUCAUUGCUCCUCCUAACGAACAAGCCAAACAGAUUACAAAGAGAGAGUACACGCCUUACAGUGCUUGGAAAUCUUGGAACUGGCGAUCGGAAGGAGAUUACUUCAUCAAUGGAGCUUAUUUUGUUGAAUCCGGAAAACCAAAUGCGUGGAGCCCUACGCCGAAAAACCCUAUCCCAAACAAGUUUGCGAUUCGACCGAAACCGGGAACGAUGGUCCGUAAACUAACCAUGGACGCAGGAGCACUUGGCUGCAAACGGGGUAAAGCCUGCUAAUUGAAACUACCAUUUUGCCACUUCCAACAAUCAAAGAAAGCUUAUGCUAUGUAAUUGGUUGUUGUCCAAGUAAAAACGAGAGAGAGAGAAGGAAGGAUAAGUAGAGGAGAAAGAAAGCAAAAUGGAGUUUUUUUUUCUUUUUUUAUGAAUGGUGUUUUGUGAUUCAGAGUGCAUAUAUAAUGCGCCGUCUCGGAUUAUUUUUCUUAUAGGAUCCAUGUUCCUUUUUCUACGGAAAAAUGAGAAAAACAAAAUACCUUAGAUAUAUGCAAUCCCUUUGAUAAUGACUAUUACCAAUAAGUGUACGGUUGAUGUCAAUCUAUUAUUAGAACAUUGAUAAAUUUGAUAUGACAUAGUCACACAUUAGCCCAA
Molecule: messenger RNA, 1967 nt
Organism: Thlaspi arvense
Lineage: Eukaryota; Viridiplantae; Streptophyta; Magnoliopsida; Brassicales; Brassicaceae
Source: the annotation of a GenBank genome assembly